CAUACAUAUGAGGAAGUUCCAUAGAGUUCCAACGAGCUGGAGCAGACACUGUACAUUGCCCUCCAUCUCUGUGCAGUCUGGUCUCUCCAGUCGGUGAAGAUGUAGCUUGUUUGAUCUCCAUGGAAAUGUCUCCAAACACAGUCUCCUCUGCCCUGUUGCUGUGGUCUCUGUGGUUGCUCCUCUCCCUUGCCCCUAUCAUCCAGACGACACUGUCCGCCCCCGCAUCCGGACCCUCCUUGCUGCUCAAUACCACACUGCUCUUCAACAGUGGAGCCCCAGGCUGUAAGUUGCAGAACUGCAGCUGCUCCACACCCGUGCAGGACUGUGACGAGGCUCUAGCCAUGCUGCUGUGCAAAUGCCACACUGUUUUGCGCUCCACUUUGCCCCGUACUGGACUCAGAUAUCCUGGACACCUCGUCGUGUGGGUGAAGGAUCUCUGGGUCCUGGAGGAGCUGCUGAACGGAAGCAUGGUCAGCCAUUUACACUUGUCUUUUUGUGGAAUGAAACCAUUGGACAGUCGAUAUCUGGCUUUGCUAGGUCUACAGACCCUCAGGGUCCACAGUGCAGCACCAGGAGUGCCUUACCCCAAUCAGGAAAUGAAUAUCCUUUCUGCAGGUGUUGCAGUGGAGUUAGAGGCCCGGUCCUUUGACUUCUCCUACUUCAGUGUCACCAUCAUGGAUGUAGCAGUGCUCAAUGGGCUCUCCAGCAUAAAGGCUUACAGUGUUAUAGGACCACCUGCUUCAGUUUUCUCCCAGCACUUUCCCCACCUAACCAUUCCCCUGUCUCUUCUAUCCCCUUCUACACCUGCUGACCACAGUGAGCAGCCUGCAAAGCCUCUGCACAACCUGCUCAUUACAUUUGUUUAUUGACUAUCCACAGUCAGGUCUGUAGGACAAGUGAGAACUGACACACAUGGAUCUGAUAUGACACUGGGCGGGCUAUUUCUGGUAUUUCUUCUGUGGAGUUUACUGUAUGACUGGCUGCUAUGGUCUCAUUCUGUGGCUCAAUGCUGCAUAUUCAUUCGUUCAGUCAUUCAUUCAGUCAUUCAUUGUCUACUUUUGUCUUUAUCGUCCACAUGCAUUACACAUGGACACGACCAACCAUUCACUCUCACAUUCACACCUGAAAUGUUCAAUAUCAGACCGUGACAAAGGUAAAGUUGGUUUACCAAUGAGAAAAGUCACAAUCACUGUGAGUUAAUCUGCUACUGUAUAAGACUAUGCUUAGCUUGUGCUUAAUUUGCAUAAAUAUUUUUGAUAAUUUUGUUCAUAUGUAAAACAGUAUGGUACAAGCCCAUACAGUAUAGCUAUAAAUUAGCUCCUCGUAGCUGCUUAAAGGUACAGUAGACAGUUUUUGAUAAAUAAUUCAGUCAAACCUUUUAUUUCAAUGUCAACUAGGGCUGUCAUAAUAUACAUAUAAAUCAAAUACAAAAGACAAUUUCAACAAAUUUACACUCAGUUAAAAUAGGACAUGGGUGGCAAAGUUAAAACAAAAUAAUUUAAGUUAGCAAGUUACUGCAUGUCAAUGUGUCUUCAUGUAUUGCUAACUUCAGUUUGAAUUAAGUUAAUGAAUUAACAUUUCAAGUAUUUGUACGUUAUGCUUUCAGUGUACAGUGUAGAGGGUAAAUGAGCUGUCCCAUACAUGAGCAUGCAUACAUGAAUGAAUCAAACUGUAAGAUUCCACUUUCUUUUAGCAGUGGUGACAUUAUGUUUUUGUAUGAUGAGUAUUAGGGCCAUACUGAAGAGGAAAACAAGUUAUUUAAGCGUUCAAGAAUAAAGUUUUCAUAUUAUGAAAAAAGUCAUAAUAUUGCAACUCCACCCACAUGACGUGAUGGCCGGAGUGGUCUAAGGUGACUCAAUGGUCUACCUUCCUCAUCAAAGGUACUUCUGGUUUCUGAAUGGAGGUGUGGCUUCAAAUCCCACUUCUGACAAUUCCCCCAGUUAUCAAUAAAUUCUGGUUUUGAACCAGUGCUGAUGCUGUGGGGACCCCAAUCUGUUUAAAAACCAAGUCCCCAUAAUGAAAAUGAUUUCAUCUUUAAGUGAAAUUGAAUUUUCCAUUGGUGAGGUAUACAGCCAUUUCUUCUAAACUGGUUUAGCUUUGUGGAAAGGACAACAUUUUUACUGCAUAAUCUAAAAAAAAAACAUGGCAGACAUGUUCUUCCUAAAUUUUAAGAUUGUAUCUCAUUAUUUUGACUUAGCAUCUCAUAACUAGGAGAUAACAUCUCAAAAUUAUGACUUAGUAUUUCAUUAUGAUGAACAUCCAUUUCCACCACUUGGAAAAAAGGCAAACCCAAGUUAUAAUAUGUCAUAUUAUACAUCUCAUAUUUUGAGAUGCUAAGUCAUUAUUUUGAGAUAAUGUCUCACAAUUAUGAGAAG
Solea senegalensis (Senegalese sole) is the source of this 2375-nucleotide messenger RNA. RefSeq lists its product as uncharacterized. Lineage: Eukaryota; Metazoa; Chordata; Actinopteri; Pleuronectiformes; Soleidae. The transcript is spliced from 2 exons. The record is from RefSeq and is a predicted model, not a curated record. Bases 120 to 869 code for a protein of 249 amino acids.